This is a messenger RNA of Myotis brandtii (Brandt's bat), 2450 nucleotides long. It is a transcript of the gene SELE, whose product is annotated as selectin E. NCBI's taxonomy places the organism in Eukaryota, Metazoa, Chordata, Mammalia, Chiroptera, Vespertilionidae. Bases 144 to 2018 code for a protein of 624 amino acids. The transcript is spliced from 14 exons. Gene Ontology annotation, biological process: response to cytokine; leukocyte tethering or rolling; heterophilic cell-cell adhesion. The record is from RefSeq and is a predicted model, not a curated record. Gene Ontology annotation, molecular function: sialic acid binding; oligosaccharide binding. Gene Ontology annotation, cellular component: external side of plasma membrane; membrane.
UUGGCACCAGCACUGCAGGAGCAGCGGACGCAGCGGCACGGGGACUCAGAGGGGACGGGCACAGAGGGGACGCACCGGGAAUCAGAAUCGGACAGGGAAACAACCUCUCCACAAACCCAAAAGCACCUCAAGUCUGACCUUCGAUGGGAAGAACUCUGGAAGCCAUGACUGCCCCGCGGCUGCUGUCUGCUCUGGCCUUUGCGCUCCUCCUGGUCAGACAGGGCGGAGCCUGGUCCUACAAUGCCUCCGAGACGGACAUGACCUUUGACGAGGCCAGCACCUACUGUCAGCAGCAUUACACCCACCUGGUGGCGAUUCAGAACCAGGAGGAGAUUCAGUACCUGGACUCCAUACUCAAACACUCACGCUUUUACUACUGGAUCGGGAUCCGCAAGGUCGAAGGCCAGUGGGUCUGGAUCGGCACCGGGAAGCCUCUGACGGAGGAGGCCGCGAACUGGGCUCCCGGGGAGCCGAACAACAAGCGGGCCAACGAGGACUGCGUGGAGAUCUACAUCAAGCGGCAGCAGGACCCGGGCAAGUGGAACGACGAGCUGUGCAGCAAACGCAAGCGUGCCCUGUGCUAUACAGCUGCCUGCACCCCGACGUCCUGCAGCGGCCAUGGCGACUGCGUGGAGACCAUCAACAACUACACUUGCCAGUGCCACCCCGGCUUCCGCGGCCUCCAGUGCGAGCAGGCGGUGACCUGCCCUGCCCAGCACGCCCCUGAGCACGGACGCCUGGAGUGCACCCAGCCCUGGGGGAGCUUCAGCUACAACGCCUCCUGCACCGUGAGCUGCGAGGAGGGCUACCGGCCCAGCAGCCCCCAGGCCGCCCGCUGCACCGCCUCCGGGGAGUGGAGUGCGCCCCUGCCAGGCUGCGAGGUGGCCGAGUGCCCCGAGGUGGCACGUCCCGCCCACGGGUCCGUGGACUGUUCCCCGGGCCCCGGGGCCUUCCCGUGGAACACGAGCUGCGCUUUCUACUGCGAGGAAGGCUUUGCGCUCCUGGGGGCCCCGCGCCUCCGGUGCACCGCGUCCGGGCACUGGGACCACGAGGAGCCCACGUGCACAGCCGUGACCUGUGGCUCCCUGGACCCCCCUGCGCACGGCUCCAUGAACUGCAGCCUCUCUCCGGCCGGGGAGCUAGCCUUCGGCUCCUCCUGCAGCUUCGCCUGCGAGGAGGGCUUCCUGCUGCGGGGGCCCGCCCGCGUGCACUGGGUCCACUCAGCCAUGCGGGUCCCUGCUGUCCCGCCAGCGUGUCCUGAUCACCGCGUUGGUGUUUCAGCUUCCCAGUGCAAAGCCCCAUCCAGGCCCGAGAGAGGCCACGUGAGCUGUGCCCCCAGCGCUUCCGGGAGCUUCCAGCCCGGCGCCAGCUGUGCGUUCUCCUGCGAGCCGGGCUUCGUGCUGAAGGGACGGGCGAGGCUCCAGUGCGGCCCCACAGGGCAGUGGGACAGCAGGGAGCCCACUUGUGAAGCUGUGAGAUGUGACCCUGUGCCCCGGCCCCGGAGCGGCUGGGUGCAGUGCCGCCAUGCCCCUGCCGGGGAGCUCACCCCCAGCUCCUCCUGCGCCUUUGGCUGCGAGAACGGCUUCCAACUGCGCGGGGCAGCUCGCCUUGAGUGCACGGCUCGGGGACAGUGGACACAGGAGGCCCCCUCUUGCCAACUGGUGCAAUGCUCACACCCGGAAGUGCCCAGCAAGGUGGCUGUGAGCUGCGAUGGGGAUCUUGUGUUUGGAGCUGAGUGCACCUUCACGUGCCCCGAGGGAUGGACGCUCAAUGGCUCGGCGGCUCUGGUGUGCGGUGCUGCAGGCCACUGGUCCGGGAUGCUGCCCACCUGCGAAGCCCCCGCCCCGUCCAGCCUGCCCCUGGCCAUCGGGCUCUCCGCUGCCGGGACCUCCCUCCUGACGUCGGCGUCGUUCCUCCUCUGGCUCCUGAAGCGCCUUCGGAAGAAAGCAAAGAAGUUUGUUCCCGCCAGCAGCUGCCACGGCCCUCCGUCAGAUGGAUCCUACCAGACAUUGAUUUAAGUCCAAAAAGAAUCAGGAACACAGGUAAAGGAGGGAAUGAGAGCGAUGCCCUGAGGACAGCAGAGAGCUCUCCUUGGAUCUCAGACCUUUGUCACCUACUGCAGCUGGACUGCAGUGCCCCCCGAGAACUUCAAAGGACCAAAGUCCCGCGGGCAAGGCCAGCCUGCCAGCAAAAUGACUCAAUUUCCUUUGUCCUGUUCUAAGGAUCUGGAAAGUGCUGGAUACAGGGGGAAGGAUAUUCUCUUCCAGACAAAAGCAAAGAGCCCAAGGCUCUGGAGUCUCAGAACUCCUUUUCUAGCUCUCCCUCACUCCUGAUGAAAUCUGGGUGGAGAAACCCAGUAUUUUGUGACAUGAUUUCUUUUGUCCUUCAUCUCUCUAUAUAAAAGCCUAAGUGACUAAAUGACCAGUCAACCAGUUGCUAUGGCACACACU